This is a messenger RNA of Rotaria socialis, 1395 nucleotides long. The record is from the annotation of a GenBank genome assembly. NCBI's taxonomy places the organism in Eukaryota, Metazoa, Rotifera, Eurotatoria, Philodinida, Philodinidae.
AUGAAUAACAUUGAAUAUAAUUAUGAUCCUCGAUACCUAAUUGAACCAAUACAAGGAAAUCAACCACCAGAGACAAUAGCCACAUCAUCAUCUCAUUAUGCUCCAUUAGCAACAAAUGACAAUCAACGAUAUCCAUUAAAUAAUUAUUCAACAGGAUCUCCAUCACGUGUUGGCGGAGUUAAUUUAAUUCGUCAAGAUUCUUAUAUAACAGCUGCUCGAUCAACUAAUCAAAAUGAACAAGGAAAUUUUGUUAGUUUGCAUGAUUUUGGUCAGCUUGAUUUUUUCUUCAACCCUGAAACACCUAUUCUUCGACACAAAGUUCCUCAAUAUGGAAGAACACCUGAAACAUCCGAACAAGAAUUAAAACAACGUCGAACCUCAUAUUUAAUUGCAACUGAUCAACGAAUAGCAUCAAAUAGAGAAAAUUAUCUUCCUGCAGAUUUUGUUCGAACAAAUAAAAAUGAAAAUUAUUCUUAUGAUGUUGAUCCCGAACAACAACAGAAAUUAAGAAAUGCACCUCAUCCUCAAACACAAGCAAUUAAGAAAUUAAAAAUGUUUUUUGGCGAAGGAACUCCUCAAGUAGCACAUGCACUUGAUCAUCGUCCAUCAUCAACGAUUAAUCAAUCGAAAUCGAAUGCUUAUUUUGAUGAUUCAACAACAAAUUUACGAGAAUCCAUUUUAUUAACAACAUUGGCUGAUAAUUUAGAAGCAUCAAAAGAAGGAAUACUUUAUUGUAAGACUGUAUUAAAAGAAGGUCGUCGAGCACCUGAUCGUUCAUGGCGUGGAGCUUUAUUUCUUGGCAAAGAAAAAAAAUAUGGAUUAUUAAUUCCACUUUCAUGUGAUUCAUUUCCAAUUAGUCUUCUAAAUGCUGAUGUUGAAUUAGCAAGUGAUUAUACACCAGAUUUACAAUCAUUAGCAGAAUGGUUAGAAGUUAUUAAAGAAAAUUGUAUUUUGUCACAAACAGAACCGGAUAAUCAACAAUUAAUUAUUAAUAAUCAAGAAAAACCUCAAAGAAAAAGUACUUCAUCAUUACCACCUAUUGCACCUAAUCAUCAUAAUAAUAGUGAACAAGAUUUAACAUGUCCAACUGAAGAUUCAAAUAAAUUGAGUCCGUCAAAUGGUCGAAAAUCUAAAAGUUCUCAUCGAAGUCCAUCAUUAAAACGUUCUCCAAGUCUUCGCUUUCGUAAAUCUCAAAAAGUAUCUAUAACACAACCAACACAAUCAAUAUCAUCUUUAAGUGGAAUAAAUUCUCCAUCAAAUGUUUCUCCUCGUCGUUCAUUUGUUAAAUCAAUUGUAAAAAAAGGUCUCCGAACAUUAAAAUCUUCUUCAUCAUUAUUAACAAGUCAAAUGAGUGGACAAAUUUAUGACGAAAGUAAAGUCCGUUCCAAAGUAUAG